AUGGAGAUUGUGUGCAGAGCUGCAGCUGCGGCAGCACUACCCACCAAGAGCAGCCCCGAAGUCAUUUUUCAGCAGUAUACGCAAUGCAUGCGACCCUUCUCUCAGUUUCUGUUGUCUGACUGGGAGUUUCACCGACACAAGUGCACCUACUGGUGGUGCCCACUGGGUCUGCACUACUUCACAGCCACACUAACAACAGCCUGUCUAACAAUCAACCACAGUUCCCAACAACGAAAAUGGGCCGACUUCCAGCAUCUCACAGGGAGUCAACCGCCGGACAGCGCUUCAGAACGCAUGGUCGGAACCGAAAGACUCGUCGUCAGAAGAUUCGUCGACCUUGAGCUUGGAGCUUAUUUGCCCCCCAUCUACAUCCCUAAAGUAACGAGACAAGGACUGCCAAGUGGUCGGCCCACUUUGCUACGCAGGGACCCUCUAGCUGCUUCUUCCAUAGUUAGCUGCCUAACACGCAUCUCUGCGCCAGUGCCAGCUAGCAACGCAUGA
Messenger RNA from Eimeria necatrix, 501 nucleotides. RefSeq lists its product as hypothetical. The record is from RefSeq and is a predicted model, not a curated record. Lineage: Eukaryota; Apicomplexa; Conoidasida; Eucoccidiorida; Eimeriidae.